This is a messenger RNA of Aspergillus steynii IBT 23096, 710 nucleotides long. RefSeq lists its product as uncharacterized. The record is from RefSeq and is a predicted model, not a curated record. NCBI's taxonomy places the organism in Eukaryota, Fungi, Ascomycota, Eurotiomycetes, Eurotiales, Aspergillaceae. The transcript has a single exon. The coding region runs from base 46 to 600 and encodes 184 amino acids.
CCCAUAAUCAUCAUCAUCAUCAUCAUGCUGUCCACGGCGAUCAUGAUGGCGCAGGGGAGGAAUUGGGCCGACUCAGCGCCGCUCUGCUCAUCGCCACCGACAGGCAAUCUUCUACGAUCGAGUCAAUCAAGGCCCGACACAGGGCGAAUCACAGUCAAUUUAGUCCACUCUCGCGAACUACUACAGACACCCCGAAGCUGGUACGAAGAAACCAGAGCAGGAAACACAGAGAAUCGAGCGUCAGCAACCGCCCGUCUCGACCCAGCACCAGCGCAGCUCGGUCAAGCUCAAGCUGACCCUCUCUCGCUUAUGCCCUACGCAGCAAGCAUCCCAGGCAGCGUGCCGUUAUUGUUCGCAAGACUCGCGUCAUUGGCCGAAAUAGCAUCGCCAGGAGGACAAACCCCCUCGCCAGCGUCAGUGGCACAAACAUUCAGCAGGCAGCAGCCCUGCGCCAGACACUUCUGCCCGGCCGGACAGUCCGCGUUGGUCGUGCAAACAGUCGCCCCGAAACAGUCUCCGCCGACGAAGCAGAACGAGUUGCCGUCCGGGUCGAGCCCGCAGGCGCAAGUCUGCUCCUCGAAGCAGGGGACGGGGUUGUAGUUUCCGCAGCUGCCGCCAACGCAGGGCCCAGGCGUCACGGUGACGGUGGUGGUGGUCGUCGCGGUGACGGGCACCGUCGAGAUCGGGCUGGGCGCGGUGGUGGUGGUGGG